Molecule: messenger RNA, 2720 nt
Organism: Motacilla alba alba
Lineage: Eukaryota; Metazoa; Chordata; Aves; Passeriformes; Motacillidae
Product: histamine H3 receptor-like
Exons: 4
Coding region: 814-2013 (399 amino acids)
Biological process (GO): adenylate cyclase-activating adrenergic receptor signaling pathway
Cellular component (GO): membrane
Molecular function (GO): histamine receptor activity
Source: RefSeq, a predicted model, not a curated record
AGUACAUGUAAGUUAGUAAUUCUGAAUGAUUUUCAGAGAAUGAAAUUUUCCAUGCUAUGAGAAUUUUGGGAUUGGUUAUCAAAAGUGUCAGACAUAAAUGGUUGCUAGUCUUUUCACCCAUACUGUUUUUUCACCUGACAGUGGCUGCCUCUUCGGUUAUGCUUAAAUGAUAUUUAGUGCCAGAUCUGUGCACUAUGUGAUUGCCUAAAAGAUAGGCCUGCUUGGGCACGUGAUCACAUUCCUGUUGAAUUAGCAGAGCAAGCAAUGCUAAGUUCAUACUGGAUUUAUGAUUUUGGCUGGCUGUGCGAGAAUAGACAAUAGCCUCUCGAGUGUAAAGCUUUGCAAGUGCAAAGAUAUUCCAUCAAAAUGUCUGGAACAAAUUUGAUCUGACAGAGUGAUUUUUAUACUAGAUCAGUGCUUUGUGUCCUGUUACUGUGACAUUAUGUGGAUUUUUUCUGCCACAGAACAAAUAUCAAACUUGAUUUUUUCAAUUAGGGAGCAAGGGCCGUAUUCACUGCUUGAAAAUGAGAUUUGCAGAGGUCUGGAAGCUGAUACAGAGAUGUCUUAAGCAGCUCUUAACAAACAAAGCAGUUGAAUGUCCAGUUCUGAAAGGAGUGACUGGAUGUCUUGGAGCUUGAUUACACCCCAUUCCAUGUACCAAACUUUCUUACCAUGUGUUGAGUGUCGCAACUCACCCAGAAGGCUUUUAUGGAUGGUAUUCAGCCCAGCCUGUUAAUAGGCUUGUCUCAACGUUUUGGAUAACUUUGGCAAAUACAACUUCCUUCCUAGACUGACCCGACCUGGAUUCCCACCAUGCACAACAGCACUGCCGAAAUUCCACAUGUGGCUGUGACGCGUAACGAGACUUGGCCCAGCCAGUCACCGAGCUCCGAGUUCUCCCUGGGUGUGUUGGUGCUGCUGGCUUUCCUCAUGGUGUUGCUGUGUCUGGUGACCAUCCUUGGAAACAUGCUGGUGAUCCUUGCUUUCAUUAUGGACAGAAACCUCAGGCAUCGGAGUAACUAUUUCUUUCUGAAUCUUGCUGUUUCUGACUUUGCAGUGGGUGUGUUCUGCAUGCCCCUCUACAUCCCUUACAGCCUGACAGGAAAAUGGUACUUGGGAAGAGGCAUCUGCAAGCUCUGGCUGGUCAUGGACUAUCUCCUCUGCACAGCUUCAGUAUUUAACAUUGUUCUUAUCAGCUAUGACCGUUUCCUGUCGGUUACAAAAGCUGUAUCUUACAGAGCCCAGCAGGGAAUAACGUCCAACCCUGCCAAUGAGAUGAUGGCCAUCUGGCUAUUUGCCUUCCUCCUGUACUGCCCAGCCAUCCUGUUUUGGGAGCACGUGGCCGGACACAGCGUGGUAGCGGUGGAUCAGUGCUACGCCGAGUUCUUCAACAAUUGGUACUUCCUCCUGUGUGCAUCCACCCUGGAGUUCUUUGUGCCGCUGCUCUUGGUGACCUACUUCAACCUGCACAUCUUCCACAACAUCCAGCGGCGCCAGCGGCGUGGCAGCGUGCAGGACUGUGAGUCUCCCAGGAGCAGCAGCCUGUCCUGGAGGUUUUGUGGCUUGCCAAGGCCAGGGGCAUCAUCUCCUUCAUCAGAAGCAGAGGACAGUGUUUCUUCUUCCAUGAGACCAAAGAAAGAGUCUUCAGGAACUGACGGCUCAUCUCCAUCCAGAGACAAUUCUGUCACCCCAGGAAAAGACUUUUCUGUUUCCUUCUGUGCAAAGACCCAAUCAAAACUGCAACGGGACAAGAAAAUAGCAAAGUCUCUUGCCAUAAUUGUCUGUGUGUUUGCCAUUUGCUGGGCCCCAUACUCUUUAUUAAUGAUUAUCCGUGGGGCCUGCCAAGGAACUUGUGUCCAUAACUUCCUGUAUGAAGCAACCUUUUGGCUUUUGUGGAUCAAUUCUUCUUUGAACCCAUUUCUUUACCCUCUCUGUCAUGUUAAAUUUAGAAUGGCUUUUCUGAAAAUACUGUGUCACAAAAAGUUUGCAACAUUGAGAUCAGGUUCUUUUUAGAAGGAAAAUGAAAAACAAAGUCCAAGAGGAGCUGGAUGAGGGUUGUAAGCAGCCACUGUUUGAAAUUAGAUUUAGUCUUUUCCAGGGGAUUAAACUAGUUGGAAAAUCUAAAUAAGCCUUCUAUGAAAUGUCCUCCUGCACACAAAUGUUCAUGACCAAGGUUUGUGUGCUUUUCCCACAUAUUUGAAUUGGUCAGUUAAAGGCUAUUGCCUUUGCCUGACUUUUCCUAGUUGUCUAUCCACAUUAUCUUAAUUCUGAUUGCUGAGAAUGUUGUCUUCAGUUGCAGUACCUCUUAUAUUUGUGUUCACAGGUGAUAUUAGUUAAAGAUACAAUAAAGUUGCAUAUUACCCAUAGGGUCAAUAGUAUUCUAAAGCUCCUAUCUUCUCUGCUCUCUUUUGAACAAUUUGCAUUCAGAACCUGAUUUUUGCCUAUAUGAAACACCCAAUGAAGUUAUGAUUUUUGUUGCCGGGCACAUAGCAGGAUUACUUCCUUUCACUAAAGGUUUUUGACCAUCAGAAGCAAAUAGGAGCUACUUUCAGAAACUUGGAUGUAUGUGUUCUCUGCAGAAGGGCAUCACUCGCUAUAUUUGCUCAGACGCAGCAGUAGAGAAUUCAGGUGUGUAAAGCAUUUAUGUGGAUGUUCAAUUAUUCUGCAAGAAACCAGCCUUCUUUAGAUGUAGUUUUGAGAGAUCAUAGAAAGAGAAGUAU